UUUUGCUCAAUCCUAGUGAUUGAUAGUUUCUUCUGUCAAAGGCCAGAAUAUAAAAAAGAAAAAAAAAAAAGAGAUUCAACAGAAUUGUAUUUUAUUUUGUCUGGAAUGCAAUUAUUAAUUUGAGUCCUAGAAAAUACAACUCCUUAAGUAUAGUGUACCAGCACGGAAUAAAAAUUUAACCAUUUGUAGCAUGUCGCUAACGUCUCACACAGCAGUUCCAUUAGUUCAGAAAACUCAGGUUUUCAAAAAUGAUUCUGUUGCGGUAUCGUCUACUAAACAAAAUCCGGCACGUGGUGAGGUAGCACUUACACCAACUCAUAACUCUUUGACACCACAUACUUCAAAUCCACACAGUUCUAUGACUGCUGUUACGCCCUUAGCCAGUGGAUCAAAUCAAGCAAAAAAUAGUAUCAAGUUUCAAAAUUGUGUCUCUUCUGUCAGCCUUGGAUGUGAGUUGAAGCUAUUAGAUAUAUACUGCAGAACACGAUUUUCGGAAUAUAACCCUGCUAGAUUUCGAGGCGUUGUAAUGAGAAUAUUAGAACCUCGUGUUACUGCUUUAGUCUUUAGGUCUGGAAAAAUUGUUUGUACUGGAGCAAAAACUGAACAUGAUUCUUAUAUAGCAGCAAGAAAAUUUGCUAGAAUAAUUCAAAGGCUAGGUUUCCCUGCAAAAUUUUUAGAUUUUAAGAUCCAGAAUUUUAUUGCAUCUGCUGAUUUACGAUUUCCGGUUAGAUUAGAAGCACUUCAACAGGCUCAUGGCCAAUUCACAUCUUAUGAGCCAGAAUUAUUUCCUGGUUUAGUUUAUAGAAUGGUUAGACCAAGAGUAGUUCUACUAAUAUUUGUUAAUGGGAAAAUUGUUUUGACAGGUGGGAAAACAAGGAACGAAGUCUAUGAAGCAUUGGACAUAAUAUACCCUAUUCUAAGAAGUUAUAGGAAAAGUUAAGUUUAUUUCGAUUUUAAUUAUCUCCAGUUGGAGAUGUACAAAUCGUUAAAUUUUGCAGUUUACAAGUUUUUAUUAUGUUGACAUAAUAGUUCGUGAGAUAUGCUGGAACAUUAAACAAUUUAAGAAAUGGUCGAAAUAAUCAAUUUUGUAAUAUUAGAGUUGAUAAUUUAAUAAUAUAUGCGUAUAGAUAAGUUUUUAUAAUGAUGAUUUAUAUACUAUUUUAUAUUAAUAUAAAAUGCAAUCAAUAAAAAUCUUGUGUUACUAAGUACUUAUUUAUUAAUAAAAAAAACUAAAGUACAAAAUUAGGCAAUUAUGAAUUAGUCAUUUUUUUUUACUUAAUCUUAUAUUAGUCUUGCGAUGCUUAGUUCGAAAUAAUAAUCAUAUAAAAUACAAUACCAUAAUUAAAACAUGUUUGUAAUAAACGGCAACUCUCGUCCUCUGAAAGCAGUCGUAGUCGGACGAGAACUAAGUACUAUUAUAUAUAAGAGUAAACUGACACAGCAGCAUAUUAGGAUACUAUAAAAUGGGUAUCAUUAUAUUUUUUAAACUCUACUUCCAAUACGUAAAAUAAUAAUUUAUUUGCGAUUUUUUAAGAAUAACCAAAAGCUGACGUGCUGAUUGAGUAUUCAUAUGAAACACAUUUUUCCAUGUUAAAACUAGCUCGGCGAGUAAGUAGCUUCGAGACUUGGUUAAGAGGUACUUAAUUUUUGCUCGUCAAGAAAUUGUUCUGUGGUCGGUUGUAUGGCUUAUUUUGUGGUUUGCCCUACAUAUAUUUUUUCUAAGUAUGACAAAUGGCGGACACCAUGGUCGGAAGCAAGGGAAGCCCGUAAUAUAGGGUGAGACCAAAGAAUCGCCGUGUUAAUUUAUUACAUUUUCGCUUCAUUAACUUAACAGAUUGAUUCCAAGUUUUUUUCUAAUCGUGCUCCAAGUUAAAUUUAUCUAACGACUAUUUUAAAGUGUGAUUUAUGAUAUGUAGUACAAUACAAGUAGGUAUUUAUUUCAUAAUAGGGUAGUUUCGGUAGUGAAUAAGUCACGAAAAUGCUCAAAAAACAAAAAAUUACAUCAGAAUAAACACAGAGAUUCUGAUUUCAAGUCUUAAAAUAGCACGAUUAUCUUAAAAUUAAGUGCGAUUUUUUGUCUGUGUGUCAAAAGACUUGAAACACGAUCCGCCAUUUUGUGACGUCACUGUGGCGACAGAUUAGUCAUAAAGAUAAGCCUAUUAGUUAUAAAUCAAAUUCCUAGAUGGCGCUGUUCUUAGCUUAUUUAUAUCUUUUUAUUUCGUAAUCAAUCGUUAGAUGACAAUGUUCUUAUAUUGUUGACAGCUUUUAAUCUUCUUCUCUAUGCAUCUGUUCUGUGUACAUGUCAGAAUGACGUCAUGAAUAUGACGGACAGCGUUUUCGCGGGUAUAAAAAGUUUAAAUUUUGAUUUAAUUUUAAGGCAAGAAGCCUUAAAAAUCAAAUACGUAUUUAUUUUCGAGAUAUUUGUUUUACGGCUUUUUAUAUAAAAAUAGACAGUUACAAGAAUUAUUCCAAAUAGUGUAGAAUACCCUAUUCUAGAGAAAAGUACAAUUCACAAAUAUGAAACUUUAGGGCGCGCCAUAUACUGAAAUAAUCAAAUAACUGCAACAUUUUGUACUUGCUAGCUAAAAUAAAUUGAAUAUUUUGGCUUAAACAUCUAUACACUGGAUUUCAAAUUGUGAUAGAAUCCUUACAUAUUAAGCGUAAACGUUACUAUACACUGAUGACACUGCGCAAUGAUGAUACUAUAAAACUUAUUAAUCAUUUUAGUACAAGUUUCCAUGACCGCACUUUGAUAUUACAAGAAAAAAAAUCAUUUCCAGCAUCUUAAGAGCCGUAUGCGGUCAAAAUUUAUAGAAUUUUUCAUCUGCUGUUAAGAAAGAAAAUACUUAUAAGAUCGCCCACGGCAAAUACGAUCAGGAUCAUACAUAUUCGCAACACCGUCAGAACGUAGCCGACGUCUACGACUAAGUGAGACCGCACAAGGUACAUCAUGGCAUAAUUAUCUACUGAUUUAAACUCAUGCGCUGCGUCGCCAAUGCAGAGUGACCGAAACUGUAAAUUAUCUUAAAUCUAGUAAAAUUUAAGUUAGCUUAAUCGAUUUCAUUUUUGUUAUUGAUAUUCCUAAUUAAAUGAGUUGUCGAUUCAAAAUUAAAGUAACUACCUAGUUAAGUUUUUUUAUCAUUCAGAUAGAAAGUACCUUUGUCUAUGUAAAAUAUAUCACAUCUUUUGAAACAUCGUCUGGACAUUAAGGUGAAGUGUAGACAGUAAGAUGAUAAGCUCGAGAUCCAUGAUUUAAUCCCAUCAUUUUGAUUACCAUAUAAAAUUAAUUAAAAAAAAAUGAAGUCUGUCCGGUUACGUUAUUA
Messenger RNA from Diatraea saccharalis (sugarcane borer), 3323 nucleotides. NCBI's taxonomy places the organism in Eukaryota, Metazoa, Arthropoda, Insecta, Lepidoptera, Crambidae. The record is from the annotation of a GenBank genome assembly.